Molecule: messenger RNA, 2074 nt
Organism: Lynx canadensis (Canada lynx)
Lineage: Eukaryota; Metazoa; Chordata; Mammalia; Carnivora; Felidae
Gene: RAB11FIP4
Product: RAB11 family interacting protein 4
Exons: 15
Coding region: 1-1917 (638 amino acids)
Biological process (GO): regulation of cytokinesis; endocytic recycling
Cellular component (GO): cleavage furrow; endocytic vesicle; midbody
Molecular function (GO): calcium ion binding
Source: RefSeq, a predicted model, not a curated record
AUGGCGGGCGGCGCGGGCUGGGCGGGCGCCCCCGCGGCUCUGCUGCGCUCCGUGCGCCGCCUGCGCGAGGUGUUCGAGGUGUGCGGCCGCGACCCCGACGGCUUCCUGCGCGUGGAGCGCGUCGCGGCGCUGGGGCUGCGCUUCGGCCAGGGCGAGGAGGUGGAAAAACUUGUCAAAUAUUUGGAUCCCAACGACCUCGGGAGAAUCAACUUCAAGGACUUUUGCCGAGGGGUGUUCGCCAUGAAAGGGUGCGAGGAGCUGCUGAAAGAUGUGCUGUCCGUGGAGAGCGCAGGGACGCUGCCCUGCACGCCCGAGAUCCCAGACUGUGCGGAGCAGGGCAGCGAGGUGCCAGGCCCUACCUUUGCUGAUGGCGAGCUCCUCCCCAGGGACCCCAGCUUCUUUCCCGAGGACGAGGAGGAGGCUAUGACGCUGGCCCCACCCGAGGGCCCCCCGGAGUCAGACAUGGACAGCCCCAUGGAGAGCAUGCAGAGCCUGGAGGGGUCGGUUGGGAGUCCUGCCGAGGAGAAGGACGGAGGGCUCGGGGGCCUGUUCCUGCCGGAGGACAAGUCCCUGGGCCACGCCCCAUCCAUGACCACGUCGGACCUCUCCACACACUCCACCACCUCGCUUAUCAGCAACGAGGAGCAGUUUGAAGACUAUGGAGAGGGGGACGACGUGGACUGUGCCCCCAGCAGCCCCUGCCCCGAUGACGAGACCAGGACCAACGUUUACUCGGACCUGGGAUCUUCAGUGUCUUCCAGUGCGGGGCAGACACCCAGGAAAAUGCGGCACGCCUACAACAGCGAAUUGCUGGAUGUUUACUGCUCUCAGUGCUGUAAGAAGAUCAACCUGCUGAAUGACCUGGAAGCCCGACUGAAAAACCUGAAGGCCAACAGCCCUAACCGGAAGAUCUCUAGCACGGCCUUUGGACGGCAGCUCAUGCACAGCAGCAACUUUAGUAGCAGUGACGGUAGCACUGAGGACCUGUUCCGAGACAGCAUUGACUCCUGUGACAACGACAUCACGGAGAAGGUGAGCUUCCUGGAAAAAAAAGUGACAGAACUGGAGAAUGACAGCCUGACCAAUGGGGACCUGAAGAGCAAGCUGAAGCAGGAGAACACACAGCUUGUGCACAGGGUGCACGAGCUGGAGGAGAUGGUGAAAGAUCAGGAGACCAUGGCCGAGCAGGCCCUGGAGGAGGAGGCGCGGCGGCACCGCGAGGCCUACGGCAAGCUGGAGAGAGAGAAGAGCACGGAGAUCGAGCUGCUCAACACCAGGGUGCAGCAAUUAGAGGAGGAAAACACUGAGCUCAGAACAACAGUGACCCGGCUCAAGUCACAAACAGAGAAGCUGGAUGAGGAGCGGCAGCGCAUGUGUGACCGGCUGGAGGACACCAGCCUGCGGCUCAAAGAUGAGACGGACCUGUACAAGCGCGUGACGGACAAGCUGCGGCAGAACCGCCUUGAGUUCCAAAAGGAACGGGAGGCGACGCAGGAGCUCAUCGAGGACUUGCGGAAGGAGCUAGAACACCUGCAGAUGUACAAGCUGGACUGUGAGCGGCCAGGCCGGGGACGCAGCUCGUCCUCUGGCCUGGGCGAGUUCAACGCCAGGGCCCGCGAGGUGGAGCUGGAGCAUGAGGUCAAGCGGCUCAAGCAGGAGAAUCAUAAGCUGCGGGACCAGAAUGACGACUUGAAUGGACAGAUCUUGAGCCUCAGCCUCUAUGAAGCAAAGAACCUCUUUGCCACCCAGACCAAAGCCCAGUCUCUGGCCGCAGAAAUAGACACGGCCUCUCGCGAUGAGCUCAUGGAAGCCCUGAAGGAGCAGGAGGAGAUCAACUUCCGGCUGAGGCAGUACAUGGACAAGAUUAUCCUUGCCAUCCUGGACCACAACCCCUCCAUCCUUGAGAUCAAACACUGAGACGAGGGCUGGCUGCAGAGCGGCCUCAGGACCCUCCCAGCCCUGGACCCUGGGACCAAGGCGCAGAUCCCACUUGAGGAUGCGGCCCAAGCCAGGCCACACACACACACACACACACACACACACACACACACACUGUAAACAUCUCUGGCCACCA